Molecule: messenger RNA, 2486 nt
Organism: Porites lobata
Lineage: Eukaryota; Metazoa; Cnidaria; Anthozoa; Scleractinia; Poritidae
Source: the annotation of a GenBank genome assembly
AUGAAAAAAAAAUAUUGUACUGUUAGUAGCAUGUACAUGCGUAGUAUAAGUCCCAUCAGGAAAUAAAAUUAAGAGUAUUAAGAAUCAUAAAUACAUUAAAAAAUGGACCCACUGUACAACUGUCAUUUAUACAACUUAUACAAUCUAUUCUGUACUGAGUACAUGUAUGUGUCAAUGGCCAAGGAUCAAUCAAAUAAAGGAGAAGUUCAAGAAUUUCAGUUUCUUUCCACUGCACGAUAACAGCCCUGUAAAUGGCAAAAUGUCAUCCAGUUUGUGCAGCACAAUAUUCUUCAACUUUUAUGUACACUGUACUUCAUACUUGUUUGGUGGAAUACACUGUACAGUACAUACAGUGUACAUGGUGUAUGUAGUAAUAAUUAAUUAUAACAAUACCCUUUAAGUUACAAUAUUCAUAUACAAAUUCUCCAGUUCUCCAUGCAUGUACAUUUUCUUUAAGAAUAGAGAGACUGUGGUAUUAAGAAGAUCAAUAGAUGGAACAGUAGAAUGGUUUAGGUCAUAUCUUACGGGCAGGAAUAAUAUGUUUGUGUAAAUGGGUGAUUCCAGAAAAUAUCCAUACCCUACCACGGGUGGCAUGAGUAUUUUAACCCCCCCUUGCCCUCGGAAAUUCCAAAAUGCUUAUCCCCCCCCUUGCCCUCCGAAUUCCAAAAUCGCUAACCCCCCCUCUCCUCCGGAAUUUUCCACUUUUGUUUCAGACCCUUUGGAAUUUCUGUUCGUCUGUCUAAAUCUUCAAACGAACGAGAAACUUGCACUUUUUCCCUCUGCAAAAGAAUUCUGUUCACAAUUUUUAGUCAGACGAUCGAGCAACUCAAGUUUGUUAAUGAAUGAAAAGUAACUAUUAUAAUUUUUUGAGGUAAACCUCUCCCCGACUCUUCCAGUUCUAUUGGCAAAUAUACGUCCGUUUAAGGAUAUCAGCUCCUGGAAUAAAUAGUUAUUUCGAGGAAAAAUAACUAUUUAGAACUGAAUGAUCAAAACACUUGCGCAUAAACAGUUUUGAAUUAAACAGCGCAUCAAAAGGCACGCUGUCGGAUUUUACUACCUACAUGUUGGCGUGAAAAUCGGCGUGAAAUACAAAAUUUGUCAGGCGUUCUAUUUGGAAACGAGAGACUGGUGCGAGUUUUCAGCACGCAACAACACAUCGUCGAUCGACAAUCGGCGAGAAACACCGACUUGGUUAUAUUUUUAUUAAUCAGUUGACUAAUUCAUCAACUUUAAGGCCUCUUCGAUGUGGAGCUUGCUGCAAAAACCCAUCUGCUUAACCAUCUGCAUGAACGCAUACUUCUUUCGUGGUCGGUUCGUGCUUCAUUUACAAACUGGGAAUGUUAACAGGUCAGCGAUUUCAAGCGGAGCUUUAGCCGUCUUUCCUCUGGAAAUUCACUGAAUUCAGAGCUGAAACACCCCCCUCCCCCAUGCCUUUGGAAUUUCAAACUCUGUUACCCCCACGUCUUCGGAAUUCCAGUCCAAGAAACCCCCCCUCUCCCUCGGAAUUCCAAGAUGCCGCCCGUGGUAUGGUAUGGAUAUUUUCUGGAAUCACCCAAUGGGUGUUGCUCCUCCAGUCAACAACCACUACAGGGAGUUCCUCAAGGAUCUCUCCUGGAGCCUACUCUUUUCCUUAAUUUUGUAAAUGGCAUACCUUUGAGUCUGCGUGACGCUACAUGACUCUAGUAAUAUGGUUUUUGUUUAAAUGUUUGUUUGUUUUCUUUUUACACAGGAAAGCCUUUUGUUGUACCAAAUGGGAAAUCUUGAAGGGUGUAAGCAAUUGAGCGAAGAAUUGUGUAACCAAGCAGUAAAGUUCAAUUCACCCAACUACAAUGUCAUUGCUGGAAAGGCCAAAAGUGUUUUGUCCGGUGCUUACAAACAGGAAAGGAGGUUUACGAAGGCUGAAGAAGUCUUGGAGUCCUCUACGGAGGUUGGCAACUGAACACUUCUAUCACACCAUGUAAGGAAAUCCAAGAUAUUCUUGGAUUCUGGAUUGCAUUCUGCUGGUUCUGGAUUCCAGGCUCUGUAUUCCAGUCUUUGUCAGUGGAACUUGGAUUCUGGAUUCCAAUGUUUAGUGCCCGUGGGAUUCCAGAUUCCUUGAGCUGUGUUCCAGAUUCCAACACCAAAAAUUCCAAAUUCCACAAGCAAAAUUUUCCCGGUUACACGGGAUCUGGAUUCUAUUACAUGGGGCGACUUCCAAGUAACAUUAUGAAUGGUUACUCCGUUGAAAAGUAACGAUCUGAAAAUUGAUUUGAAAAUGUGUUGUUUUGCAGCUGUUAGAGGGAGUUGUUCCCGGAGAAGAGACUGCUAUUAACCGCACUUGUGUUGCUGCCCUGUUCUCUGAGAAAGCUGCUGUUGUGGGAAUCACCAAAUUGGAAACCAAGAGAAUGAAGAAAGCCAUGAAAGCUGCUCUUAUCCAUUAUGGGCACCAACUUGAUCGAGGUCUGAACACGAAUGCGCGUGGUCCAAGGCGAUCAUUAAUCAGAUAA